Molecule: messenger RNA, 504 nt
Organism: Penicillium robsamsonii
Lineage: Eukaryota; Fungi; Ascomycota; Eurotiomycetes; Eurotiales; Aspergillaceae
Exons: 1
Coding region: 1-504 (167 amino acids)
Source: RefSeq, a predicted model, not a curated record
AUGGAUCUACUUCAAUCCUUGAAGAGAGAUGCCAAGAAGAUCCGGAAAAGAAAGACCCCAGCAAUAAGCCUGUGGACCCGCCAGGAAAACCCCCUGAAGUCAAGACAUAACCCAGAUCUACACCCUGCAAUGACCAAGGAGAUGAUCAACUUAUUCCGACAAAAGGGAAACGACUACCAAACCUGGAUCAAUGACCCAGACGACACCAACUGCCAAAGGCAAUGUACCGUUUCGCCAUCCACACUAAAAUUGAACGAGCUGAUACAACCCUCCGACGACAGGAAUCGAUGGGACGCAUACUUUAAUGCGUGGGUAGACGCACCCGAGGAAAUCGGGGACCCUCGUCCACUCAAUCUUCCCAUUGGAAUGGAUUACCACCAGUUAUAUCUUCGCAAACUUGGAAUCGAGAAAGACGGUUCUGUGGCUUGGAACAAGUACCACGGACGUGUGGUACAUACUGCGAUCUUCGCUGACAACAAUGUCAGACUUGAUGGUCCUCAAUGA